ACUUCUGAAAACGAACGUGGACGCGGUGUGAAAGCGGCGCGGCAGGUGCCCGGGCGAGAGAGGGGGCUGUGCUCUCGUGGCUGGGGGGCGCAGUUCAGGGCCGCUCCGCUGUUUUGCAGCCGGGAUGGGUUGUGACUUGCACUAAAUAUUCAAAAUGGCGGGCAGAGGAUCAGCGAGUCAAGAUGAGCGCUUGAGAGCAGAUUCUGCUAGUAGUCCCACUCAAUCAAGUAAAACUACCAUGGAGAAUGAAAUGCAUGUCCAAGUUGCUCAAACAAAUGGGCUGGACUUACAACAGAAACCAAAUGGACAAGCAGCAAAUGCAAUCAGCAAUGUUCAGGCACAAGCCCUGCUCCAACAGUUGAGCCUGAAUUCAGCACUGCAACAGGCUCAGCUCCUGGCAGCAGCUGUACAGCAGUCAGCAGGCCAGCAGAGCAGCACCACUGGAGCCAACAUCUCUGCUUCUGCAGCUACGCCCAUCACUCAUAUCCCCCUCUCACAGCCAAUCCAGAUUGCACCGCAGCUGCAGCCUUCGGGUCUAAACCUGCCUCAGUUCGUAUUGGUGCAGCCUGGCCAGCUUCAACCUGCCCAGUUCAUCCUCUCCCCUUCACCUCAAGGACAGACUGGCCUUCUUCAAUCCCAGAAUCUCUUCACACAACUACCUCAAAGCCAAGCCCAUGUCCUGCAGUCUCAGGUCAUGCAGAUGGCUUCCACACAGGCAGCAACCCCUACACGGAAGAUAGCUGCCAUGCCGGCUCCUGCACCACCCACCCCAAAGCGGGUAGAUAUUUCUCUAGUGGAAGAGGCCAGCGACUUGGAAGAACUGGAGCAGUUUGCCAAGAAUUUUAAGCAAAGGAGGAUUAAACUGGGCUUUACUCAGGGAGACGUGGGCUUGGCUAUGGGCAAGCUCUAUGGAAACGACUUCAGCCAGACCACAAUCUCCCGCUUUGAGGCCUUGAACCUGAGCUUCAAGAACAUGUGCAAGCUCAAACCUUUGCUGGAGAAGUGGCUUAAUGAUGCUGAAAACAUGACAUCUGAUGCUGCAGUUUCUAGUCCCAGUGACCUGUCCCCAGGUCUGUGUGAGGGCUUGAACCGCCGCCGCAAGAAGAGAACAAGCAUUGAGACCAACAUCCGUGUUGCCUUGGAGAAAAGCUUUCUGGAGCAAAGUCAAAAGCCUACCUCUGAAGAGAUCACAAUGAUCGCAGAUCAGUUGAACAUGGAGAAGGAGGUGGUGAGAGUGUGGUUCUGUAACCGGCGGCAGAAGGAGAAGAGGAUCAACCCACCGAGCAGCAGCACACCAGUGAAAACCAUCUUUAGUAGCACUGCACCGGUGUCCAAUGCAUCAAGCGCACUGACUGUAAAUCCAGCGCUUCCUCUCAGCACUGCUUCUCUUCCCGGCAUCACGCUCACUGGUACAACUCUAGGACCCAUCACCUCAAACACAGCUUCAGUCAUCUCGUUGGCACCCGCUGUUGCCACUCCAGCCCCAACGGUUACAUCACCAUCACUUACUACCUCUGCCACUGCAGCAGCUCUGACCAGCUCAAAGCAGAAUGCGGUUACUACAACUGAGACUAGUUCCACUAUGGCAACAGCAGCAGCACAGGGAGCAGGUCAGCUUGUGGUGACUCCGGCAGGGCUGGGAGGAGCCAACCUGGCAGCUGUGGCAGCAGCUGCAGGACUUAACCCAGGAGUUAUUGCACCCACCCAGCUAACUCAGGGGGGAGCAUUGCUGAGUUUGGCUCCGUCGCCUCUCGGCAACACUCUGAAUCCAACAGCUCUAAUGAACAGCACCACACUGGCCACCAUUCAGGCUCUUGCAACUGGAGGGACAUUACCCAUAACCUCCAUUGAUGGAAAUGGCAACCUGUUGUUUGCCAACACUAAUGCAGGAGGUGUGACCCCCAGCCUGGUGACAGCUCCUCUUUUCCUGAACCCAUCUGGUCUGUCACUGCUCCCCACUAGUGUAUUGUCAGCAGGCGCAGCCACAGGUGGGGCUCUAAACCUACAGGUGACCAAUGACACGCACCAGAGUGCUGUUGCAGCAGCACAAGUGCCCGUCAAAAGCAUCACUGUGGCCUCCAAGGCUCAAUGAACUUCUGGCUUCUUCCCUUGCUUUUCUUAGACUUUAUUUAAUCCCUGUGCUAUUACCAAAUACAGAGACAUUUUAUUACUACUACUACUUUUCUUUAUCCUUCUCCUUGUGCCAGGAGACUUUUCUUUUUCUGGACAAUGCUGACUGUCAUUCAUUUCUUAGGACCUUGAUGGGAACUAUUACUUUUUCAGUUGUACAGUAGACCUUGCUGUACUUUUUUUGGCACAUGCUGUGGAAGGAGUGUGAACUCUGCUAUCUUUACCUAAUGGUUGCAUGGGUUGGAGGGUCUUUUUCCUGAAAUCACUUACUAAAAAAAAGAUAUUUGACAAACUGAACCAAAAAAUGUGAGACUUUAACAAAUCCUUAAAUGAGAUUACUCAGCACAACAGAGUUUAUAUUUCACUUUGUACAAGAUUCCUUUUAUUUCCAGGCCUGUUGUGCAGGCCCGUUGUAAAAUAUUUCAGAUUUAUAACCAAGAUCAUUUCAUAUAUUUUAUGGUUUAAUUUAGAGAUGUUACUGAAAAUUGUCUGGGUAGAUGUUUUUUGGGAGGCUUUUUAAAAUGUUAUUGUUCUGACUAUUGCAUCACUUUAUAAACUCGGUUAGAAGGCUUUAAAACUAGUAAUAAAUCAAAGAGGCUCUGGUUCAAAGCAGCGUCUCUUCAAGAGCAAUGCAAGUGGUCUUUGUUCUGUCCGACUCUCGUCUGCAAACACUGACUAAGUUCCUGUUAAAUGCGACACUCGUUUGAGGGUGGGUAAUGUCUUCAAGCAGCACUGAGUUAUAUAGAAGGAUGAGGAAAUUGGAUUUAUGUUCAGAAGAUAGUUAUUCAUAUGACACUUUACACAGUGUCUUUCAUUUGCCUGAUCAUAAAUUAGAUUACCUAAUUUUCUAUUGAUCCUGAUGAUGCGAAAGCAAGUUUUUGCUUUUUUGUUUUUUUUAAAGAAAUGCUUGGGUUAGCGUCCUUUGUAUGUUGGUGGAUGUCAAACAGCCAAACCAAAGUGUCUCAUCACGUAUUACUGAAAGAAGUCACAAAUGUAGCUUUGUACAGUAAUUUAUCUAGUCACUCUCGACCCACAAAUGUCCUUUAAUAGCAACUGUUGAUAGCUUGAACAAGCUUCACCAAACAUUCACAAGAAUCCCGACCUAACGAGAGUUAAUGGGAAAUUAGCACACGACUUAGUUUUUGUCAAAAUACCUACAUUUGUGCUAUAAAUUUCAAAUGGAAGUUUCCAUUAUUAGAUCGGGUCUAGAUUUUUGAUGCAUAAUCUCUCCCUGCCUACAGCAUCUCCUUCCUUAUCCCAUUAACUAGCAACAUUAAAACAGCCGAAGCCUAAUAUUCAAAUGUUUAUUCUUAAACAUUACUUGAGAGCAAACAUACCCCCAAUCCAGCCCAACAUUGUGAAAUUCCACAUGUAUCCAAGUAAAACCAUUUAAAAUAACAACUCAUGCUAAAGGGUGGUGUUUUAAGAAACAGUCGUGUGCUGCAGUAUCUCAUUAGCUUGAAUUGGACUCUUCUUCAACAGUCUGUAAAGCUUGUCCAACCUAAUUACAAAAGUACAUUGAGCAUAAAUGGGUGACUUGGCCUUUUAUCUCUCAGAACGUGAAACCUUUGAGCAUUAGCUGGGCAUUUCUGUGGUAGCUUUGAGGCAAAUAGAGCUGAUUUAUAAGAAGCUUCAACCAAAGUGAACUCAUAGCUGCUAAAUUGACGUCUGCAUCAUAUCACCAUCACUGAAGAGUGUAGAAUGUUCUACCUUCAGCAUCAGAUCUGCUAAGCAUCCAGUUGAGGCCAUUUAUCACGUGUACAUGGAACAGGCAUGUUGGACUUGCGCUUUGUAGCGAGUAUAUUUUUGUAGAAAUACCUCAGCAACAUUUAAUACUAAAACGAAAUACUGAUGUUAAAAGCAUGUUUUGGAAUUUUGACCUCAACAUUUUUUUUUCUCUAAAUACUGUUGGUCCUUGGUUUUUAGAUGAACAGUGUGGCUUUAGAUUGUGGCCAUUAGAGCAUUAAAAACGGCUGACGGUUACUUGAAUGUUGUAGGACGAAUGAUUUCACACUCGGAAAUGUCUGUGAGUACAAUACGUGCUCUUCGCCACUGGCUGUUAACAGCACUAACUGGCAUGCAUUCCCUGUAGGGGGCACCUUUUGAAUGUGCCUGUCUAACCGCAGUUUGCAGCUGUUCUUUAUGUGUACAACCAGUGAAAAAGUAAGCGGUUGGUCUCCACAUGCCUUACUGUUAAAAUGACCAUUAACCAUCUUAGAGAUACAGUUGCUUCGUAGCUUCAUCAAGGCCAUUCAAGUCCACCAAAGUCAUUUCUAAUGCUGUACAAUUCAUCUAAAGAACCAAUUCUAAACACUGCAUAAGAGUCAGGUCUGUAAAAUAUUAAAAUAUUACUCAUAGGGUUGAAGCAGAUCUUUUAUAAUUCUGGUUUUCAUAAUGAACACAUACUAAAUACUACUGCAUUGCUAAUACUACUAUUUCAUGUUUGUACUUGGUUUUUGGGGGGGUGUUGGGUUCUCUCUUACUUGCCAAAGCAAAUGCCUUCUGCACCGCUGCUUUCUACUAGAGAUGUUGCUAACCAGGUACUAACGCGCGGAUGUGUUCUCUCAGCGGGAGCCCCCCUUUCUCUCCUGUACAUGGUCUCAUUGAAAUACUUGUCUUUUGGUCUUUAUAUAUAAGUAGUUGUUAAUAUAUUCUAUACAUCUUAACCUUUAUUUUUUGUCAUUUCAGAUUUAGGACGCACUUAUUCUGUAGUUGUCACAGAAGGAAAAAAAACAGUGCGGGCCUAAAUUCCAUUUGUCUGUCCAAGGCUAAAACCUUUCUUUUUGAGGAGGAAGAGUGCUGAAUUGGGUUUAAUAGAGAUUUUAAUGAACUCCAUUCACGGGUUCACCUGUUGCCCCUCUCAAAUUUCAUGUUAGGUCUGAGAUAAUACUACAUCAGAAAUGGCAGACUUACGUCAGUGACACAAAUGUGUAGCCAUUGUUAUUUGUGAGUGACUUUAAAAAUACACUUUUCUCUCAAGUAUACAGCUUUCAAAGAACUUUUCUACUGUAUCAUCAUUGAGAUCAGUCAUUCAGAGUGGUUAAAUGUGGAAAAAAUGGGAAUGGUGAAUGUAGGAAAACUUGGGGUGGUGGGGCUACAAUGGCAACAAUGUAUUGCCUAUUUACUCACUAUAUAUAUAUAAUUUGAUUUCUUCAGGUUCAUAAAACAAUCCUAAUCAGCCGUUAGGCAUGCAUUCAUAAGAAGCUUGAGUAAUAACCUGUGACGGAGCUCCUAGAGCCAUUAUUGCAUUGGUUGGUUCCCAUCACCACCACUGUGAACAGUCCUGCCAUGUUUUUUCUGGAACUACUUUGAAUGACUUUGUUGGCAUCUUGAUGGUUGAAUUAUGCAGAAAAUUUGGAGCGCUCACUGAAAUUCCCCUUUAAAGGCAUUUUUAAAACUUUAAUUUGGGAUUUAAUUACAUUUCCUACUCAACACUGAUGAGCAGUGGACUUUCAAACUUUGUUCCAAAGUAAAAAAGACUCUUAAAAUACUGUUUAAAUGUUAUAGAUACAAUACCAAAGAUGUCUUCUCUCUUUCUGUAUUCUUUUUUUUUUUUUCAACUAAUCAACUCUUUCCUUGUAAUUUCCAUUUUUUUUCAAUUUACAUUUUAAUGUGUGUCAUUCAAAACCACAUCCUCUCUGUUCUGUUUUCACACUGUAGAGAUGUCUGUAGUACAGUGGUCAGUGUAGGAACAAGGUAUUUUGCAUUUUCUUGUGUGGAAGUUUUGUAAUGUACAUCUUCCUUUAUAGUGGCCUUUUUAUUUUGGGGUUCUGAACAUAUCGGUAUCGAGGUCUUGCUUUCUGUCACUACAGAAUGUGUAUCAUUUUAUGUUUUAUUGUACAGAAAAGGGCUGGUAAAGGUUCUUCACAAAGAAACAAAAUGCACACACAUGUUCUCUAUGGUAAGGUGGGUAAAGGUAUUUAACCUACCGAUUAGGUCAUCUGGCGUUGAUGAGUCUGCUGACUGUUUGUCUUCUGUGUAGUCUCUGUUUCUGUUAGAAUAUACUGUAGUUGUUUAUAUCAUUAAAUCAUUUUCAGUGUGUUCUCAGAA
This is a messenger RNA of Pygocentrus nattereri (red-bellied piranha), 6180 nucleotides long. It is a transcript of the gene pou2f1a, whose product is annotated as POU class 2 homeobox 1a. Gene Ontology annotation, molecular function: DNA-binding transcription factor activity, RNA polymerase II-specific; RNA polymerase II cis-regulatory region sequence-specific DNA binding. NCBI's taxonomy places the organism in Eukaryota, Metazoa, Chordata, Actinopteri, Characiformes, Serrasalmidae. The transcript has 14 exons. The record is from RefSeq and is a predicted model, not a curated record. Gene Ontology annotation, cellular component: nucleus. The coding region runs from base 155 to 2092 and encodes 645 amino acids. Gene Ontology annotation, biological process: regulation of transcription by RNA polymerase II.